UGUUGCUUGCUAGUGUUGUUGUUAAAUCUUCCCCUGCUGAUGUGCUGCUUGCUAGCGUUGUCGGCGCUGUUGAUGCUGAAGUACUGCUUGCAAGCGUUGAAGUUGGCUUAGUCACAAUGCUGCUUGCUAGUGUUGCUGUUGACUCUGUCGGUGCAGAAGAACUGCUUGCUAGCGUUGUUGUUGGCUCUGUCGAUGUUGAAGUACUGCUUGCUAGUGUCGAAUUUGGCUCAGUCGGUGUUGUUGUACUGCUUUUUGGCGUUGGCUUUGGUUCUGUCGAUGCAGGAGUACUGCUUGCUACCGUUGUUGUUGACUCUGUCGGUGCAGAAGAACUGCUUGCUAGCGUCGAAUUUGGCUCAGUCACA
Messenger RNA from Strongylus vulgaris, 362 nucleotides. Lineage: Eukaryota; Metazoa; Nematoda; Chromadorea; Rhabditida; Strongylidae. The record is from the annotation of a GenBank genome assembly.